Naumovozyma castellii is the source of this 1692-nucleotide messenger RNA. RefSeq names its product FG-nucleoporin NUP57 (gene NUP57). The record is from RefSeq and is a predicted model, not a curated record. The coding region runs from base 1 to 1692 and encodes 563 amino acids. The transcript has a single exon. Lineage: Eukaryota; Fungi; Ascomycota; Saccharomycetes; Saccharomycetales; Saccharomycetaceae.
AUGUUUACCUUCAAUUCAGGUGCAAAUAAUGCCAAUACAAGCACGAUAGGAUCGACCGGAGGGAUGUUUGGCAACAAACCAACAUUUGGAGCAUCUCAACCAACUCAACAACCGGCAGGAGGAUUUAGUUUCAAUUCCAAUCAGCAGAAUAAUAACCAAAAUGUAGGUGGCGGAUCUGGUUUAUUUGGAGCCAAUGCUAAUACACCGCAACAGCAACAGCAACAAUCAGGAGGAAUGUUUGGUAAUCAACAGAAUGCUUCUAGUAUAGGCGGCGGUGGAUUAUUUGGUAAUAAGCCUGCACAGACAAACACAUUGGGUACUGGUACGACAGGUGGCCUCUUUGGGCAACAGCAGCAACAGAAUACUACUAGUGGAUUUGGCGCGGGAACCACUACAGGCGGAGGUCUCUUUGGGAAUACUGCACAAAAUCAACCUACAUCUACUGGGGGUGGUCUUUUUGGUAGCAAAACAGCGGGCACAGGAGUAUCAGGAGGACUAUUUGGGAAUAAUACCCAAAAUACUGGUGCCUCUACAGGUGGUGGUCUCUUUGGGGCAAAUAAUAACCAACAACGGACCGGAGGUUUGUUUGGAAGUAAACCAUUAGGUCAGACGACAAAUACACCAGGUUCUUUAUUUGGUAACCAAGGCACCACCAGUAAUACCACUGGUGGGGGGUUAUUUGGUAAUAAAUUGAACCAAGGGUCUGCAACUGGUGGAUUAUUUGGUCAACAACAGCAACAGCAACAUCAACCACAGCAACAGCAACAAACCUUAAAUUCAGUACAACCCUCAUUUUCAUGGAUGCAACAACCAGGUCAAACAACAACUCAGCAACAACCUAUAAUGCAAACACAAAUUUAUCCACAACAACAGCAGCAGCAACAAUAUCAACAGUCGUAUUAUCCACAACAAAUACAGGAACAGUUAUUAAAAUGUAAAGAAUCCUGGGAUCCAAAUUCCAACAAAUCUAAGUUGAGAACAUUUAUGUACAAUAAAGUGAAUGAGACGGAGGCCAUGCUGUAUAACAAACCCAUUAAUAUUCCUCAAGAAGAAUGGGAUUCUGCCAUUGAAAAGAGACCAUCUAGUGAUGUCAUCCCUGUACAAUUAUUUGGAUUUGAAGGUUUGAAUCAACGUAGUCAAUUACAAGUGGAAAAUGUGGCACAGGCUCGUCUAAUUUUGAACCAAAUCUUAGAAAAAUCUACUCAAUUACAACAAAAGCAUGAAUUAGAUACUGCUGCCAGAAUAUUGAAAGCUAAAUCAAGAAACGCUGAAAUUGAAAGACGAAUUCUGAAGUUAGGAACCCAAAUCAGUAUUUUGAAAAAUAGAGGUGUUCCUUUGAGUAUAUCGGAAGAAAAGAUGUGGUCUCAAUUCCAGGCAUUGUUGAAGAAAAGUGAAGAUCCAGCCGGAUUGGGUAAGACUAACGAACUAUGGGCACGUCUUGCUGUCUUGAAAGAACGUUCUAAGAAUAUUUCAGAUCAAUUAGAUAAUACGCUUGUCGUUAUCAAUGCAAAUGGCGGGAACUCCGCUGCAUCAGAACCCAAUUCUAGCGCCGGGACAGGUGUUGACGAAGAAGUUAAACAUAAAAUCGAUAAGAUUGCUGAGAUUCUCACUAGUCAACAACGUGGUAUUUAUUAUUUGAAUGAAGUUCUUGAGAAGGACCACAAUGCUAUAGAUAAGGCACUAAAGAAGUGA